AUCACAUGUCAAAUUGACAAUUCUAAAGUGGGGUUAGGUUUUUGUUUAUUUUUUGAAAACUUACUCACUUUUCUCAAAAAAUGAAGAGCUUGAGUCUAAAGAGGAAACUCCGAUCCUUGUAUAUUGUCACUGCGAGUGGAAUAGGGGCCUAUGUGGCUAUAAGUCUGUAUAAAAACAAUGAAAAAUUUUACAGAAACGUUGUAAUGCCUUUAGUUCACUUGCUAGAGCCUGAGCAAGCCCACAGACUUGGAAUUUUGGUCAGUAAAUACCGCCUAGUUCCAAAAACCAGUUACAUUGAUCCUGAUUCUUUGAAAAUUACUCUUUUUGGUAAGGAAUUUAAAAACCCAAUUGGUAUAGCGGCUGGUUUUGACAAACAUGCUGAAGCAGUAAUGGGUUUAAGAGACAUUGGUUUUGGUUUUAUUGAAGUUGGUUCUGUGACACCAGAACCUCAAUCAGGCAAUGAUAAACCUCGACUUUUUCGCCUGUCUGAAGACUUUGCUGUUAUAAACAGAUACGGGUUUAACAGUGACGGCCAUCAGACUGUUUUACAAAGACUUGUUAAUUUAAGACAGGCAAAAAAAUGUGAUAGUAUAAUUGGGGUUAAUUUAGGCAAAAACAAGACUUCAACUGACGCUAUCAACGAUUAUGUUAUUGGUAUUAAAAAAUUAGGACCAGUUGCUGACUAUCUUGUUAUUAAUGUCAGUAGUCCUAAUACUCCCGGUUUGAGAACAAUGCAAGACAAAAACGUUUUAAAAAGCCUCUUAAAAAGUGCCAAAGACACGCGCGAUAGUCUUCCUGAUGGUUCCAGACCCCCACUGUUACUAAAACUAGCCCCAGACUUGUCAUACAGUGAGCUCAAAGACAUUGCAAAUGUGGUGAGACAAAAAGAAACUAAAAUUGAUGGUCUUAUAAUUUGCAAUACCACAAUCGAAAGACCACAAUUUCUGCAUAAUGACAAUAGAACUGAAACAGGGGGGUUGAGUGGGAAGCCUUUGAAAGACUCCUCAACAAAAUUAAUAGCAGAAAUGUAUAAACUGACACGUGGGGAAAUACCAAUUAUAGGCGUUGGAGGUGUUUUUACGGGUCGAGACGCCUACGAAAAAAUUACAGCUGGUGCUAGCGUUGUGCAACUGUACACAAGUUUGGUGUAUGAAGGCCCCCCAGUUGUGGCCAAAAUUAAACGGGAAUUGGCGCAAUUAUUGGCCGAUGAUGGGUAUAUGAGUAUUUCGGAGGCUGUGGGGAGCAAUGUUAAAUAAUUGCAUUUAGUGAAUUCAAAAAACUGGGGAUUUUUUGUUUGUCCCUAGAAAAAAAUAUUCUUUUUUUAACACAAUCACAAACAAUGAAGAAUUGUAACGAAAGCCGAAAUAAGUGACUUUCGGACAAUACACAAUGUCCUGCG
Tribolium madens (black flour beetle) is the source of this 1399-nucleotide messenger RNA. It is a transcript of the gene Dhod, whose product is annotated as dihydroorotate dehydrogenase (quinone), mitochondrial. The transcript has 5 exons. The record is from RefSeq and is a predicted model, not a curated record. Gene Ontology annotation, cellular component: cytoplasm; mitochondrial inner membrane. Gene Ontology annotation, biological process: pyrimidine ribonucleotide biosynthetic process; 'de novo' pyrimidine nucleobase biosynthetic process. NCBI's taxonomy places the organism in Eukaryota, Metazoa, Arthropoda, Insecta, Coleoptera, Tenebrionidae. Gene Ontology annotation, molecular function: dihydroorotate dehydrogenase activity. Bases 81 to 1256 code for a protein of 391 amino acids.